This is a messenger RNA of Brienomyrus brachyistius, 1247 nucleotides long. It is a transcript of the gene prl2, whose product is annotated as prolactin 2. The coding region runs from base 433 to 1098 and encodes 221 amino acids. Gene Ontology annotation, molecular function: hormone activity. Gene Ontology annotation, biological process: positive regulation of receptor signaling pathway via JAK-STAT; response to nutrient levels. The record is from RefSeq and is a predicted model, not a curated record. The transcript has 7 exons. NCBI's taxonomy places the organism in Eukaryota, Metazoa, Chordata, Actinopteri, Osteoglossiformes, Mormyridae. Gene Ontology annotation, cellular component: extracellular region.
AGAGGGGAAUGAGCAAAGUCGCUAAAGCUAACAGGAAGAGUCCAAGUGCAAAAUCACCAGCGCAGUACAACACAGGGGUACUGAACUGGACGGCUUCCGUGAAUUCAGAAGGAGGUCAUACCUGCUAGCGGAUAAAGUAGCCAGUGAAGCGGAAACAUUCUUCCUUCGAGGCUGUGGGGGUCUGUGCUGUUGAUGUCCUGACUUGCGAGCAGAGUGGGAGGUUGCUUUCAGGUGCAGAGAUGUCCGUACGUCACCAUCCAGUGUGAGGAGGGGAACAGAUGAAAAAAUGACGAGCGAAUCUCCCCCCCACCCCUCCCACCAUUUGUGCAUUUAACAAACGCAGCCAUUGCCAGUGUCUAAAAGAAUCAUUUGCCCUCGUCUCUGGAUGUUAGGAAAGCAUCCUGACUGUGGAAAGCCGGAGUGCCAGGAAUCAUGUUCAGGAAAUUAAAAGGGCCCGUUCUUUUCCUCCUGAUGUUUCUGGACGUGCAGAUCAUAGUUGGCUCCACACCGAUCUGUGUCCAUGGACACACGGGGUGUCAGGCACUCUCCUUGGCCGACUUGUUCGACAGAGUGAUCCAGCACUCCGCCCGGGUGCAUGGCCUCUCCAGCGACCUCCAUUCAGAUUUUGACCAAUACUUUCUUCCAAGCAAAAUCAAUCGGAACUGUCAUACUUCCUAUAUAUUAACACCUAAUGGCAAAGAAAAUGCACAGAGAUUGGCAGGGGAAGACCUGGCCGGCGUGAUCCUGAAGUUGCUGCUAGCCUGGAGGGAUCCGCUCUCCCAGUUCCACCGGAGCAUGGCACAGCAUGAGGACUUCACCAGCUUCAGCGGGAACAAGGCGCUGGAGAUGAGCGACAUGGUGCAGCAGCUGAGGCUGGGGGUGGAAAGGGUGGCAGAGACAAUGCACCUCCUGGGCAUGAUCAGUAACUCGGUGCGUGGUCUGAUCUCCAAGGAGGCCCUUGGCUCCCAGGCCUCGGGCAGCGAGGCACGCUCCAUGACCGACCAGCAGCUUCUGUACUGCUUCCGCAGGGACUCUCACAAGAUCCAGAUCUACCUGAAGAUCCUUAAGUGCAGGAUCGCCCCUGAGCAGGGAUGCUGAGCCCCGGAUGCAGAAGAGGGGCCAGGAGACACAGGCGGUCAUGUGCCCAACACGGGAAAUAUAGCAACUCUUACGGUUUGAUUAGAUUUCGCUCCACGAUCAUGUGACAGUGUUGCACGGCAUAGCUAGUAUUUUUCAAGCGAAACACA